UUAAGCACAUAGCAGCAUCAACGAUUGGCGAGUUUCUCUGUAUCUUGAAGCAACAUAUAUAUAUAAAAGAAAGUCAUAGUUUUGAAAACUGCUCUUUGUAGUAUGAAGGCUAUGAAAUGGGUUCCUGAUAGGGUUCUCAUAGUUUUUGUUCUUCUUCUUCUUUCACUUUAUGUUACAUCUUCUCAUCAUCAGAACACAGAUCAGAAAACAGUGUCAUCAGAAAUCCAUGUCACGAAAAGGGUUCAGACUAAUGAUCAGGAUGCUAAAGUUUUUUACAAACACACUUGGCCGAGGAUGAAAUUUGGGUGGAAAAUAAUAGUGGGAAGCAUAAUUGGAUUCCUAGGAUCAGCAUUUGGGACUGUGGGAGGUGUUGGAGGGGGUGGCAUCUUUGUACCCAUGCUUACCCUAAUUGUUGGAUUUGAUGCAAAAUCAGCAACAGCAAUAUCAAAAUGCAUGAUUACGGGUGGAGCAGCAGCAACUGUUUUCUACAAUCUGAAGCAAAGGCAUCCAACUCUUGACAUGCCUGUGAUCGACUAUGACCUAGCACUUCUUUUUCAACCAAUGUUGAUGCUUGGAAUCAGUGUUGGUGUUGCUUUCAAUGUCAUUUUUCCUGACUGGUUGAUCACAGCUUUGUUAAUUGUAGUUUUCAUUGGCCUUUCUGUCAAUGCAUUCCUUAAGGGUGUUCAAACAUGGAAAAAAGAAACCAUUCUUAAGAAGGAAGCCAGACAGAAUGUAAGGUUAAAUGUUUUAUCAGAUACUGCUGGAACCAGUAAUGCUGAUCAUCCUCAGACAGAAAGUCAUAUAAAUACCAAUCAAACGAGGAGAAAAGUUUCUGUUAUGGAAAACGUUUGUUGGAAGGAACUUGGAAUUCUUGUAUCUGUGUGGAUCUUGAUACUGGCAUUGCAGAUAGGAAAGAAUUAUACAAGAAAUUGCUCAGCGCUGUAUUGGGUAUUGAAUCUCCUGCAGGUCCCGGUGACUGUGGGAACAAGUUUGUACGAGGCGGUGCUUCUGCAGAAAGGGAAGAGAGUGAUAGCAUCAAAGGGUGAUGAACAGAGACGUUUGCAUGUAUGGAAGUUAAUGGUUUAUUGUACGUGUGGGUUGAUGGCUGGCAUAAUUGGUGGCUUGCUUGGUCUUGGUGGAGGAUUCAUCUUGGGGCCACUUUUCAUUGGCCUAGGAAUUCCUCCUCAGGUCUCGAGUGCUACGUCCACUUUUGCCAUGACGUUUUCUGCUUCCAUGUCUGUGGUGGAAUAUUACCUUCUCAAACGCUUCCCUGUUCCUUAUGCACUUUACUUUGUAGCAGUAGCCACUGCUGCUGCACUGGUUGGGCAGCAUUUGGUGAGAAAGGUGAUUGCUAUACUGGGGAGAACGUCUCUGAUAAUUUUCAUCCUUGCACUCACGGUUUUUGUGAGUGGAAUAUCACUAGGAGGAGUAGGCAUAGCAAACCUGAUUAAAAGGAUUGAAAAGAAGGAGAACAUGGGUUUUGGAGAUCUUUGCUCUUACAGGGUUAGAAGUUAAAGAUAGAAAAAUGGGAGGAAGCUCUUCUCAAUGUUAUCCUUUUAUGGAUUGCUUUUAAGAAUAGAACUAUUUAAUUUAAAGCUACAUCAGAAUUUGAAUAGAAUAUGUACUUAAUGUUUGUGUAAAACGUUUUCAGUAUUGACAGAAUAAGUUGUUUCUUUUUCUGC
Vigna radiata var. radiata (mung bean) is the source of this 1682-nucleotide messenger RNA. RefSeq names its product sulfite exporter TauE/SafE family protein 3. The record is from RefSeq and is a predicted model, not a curated record. The transcript has 12 exons. Gene Ontology annotation, cellular component: Cul4A-RING E3 ubiquitin ligase complex; membrane. The coding region runs from base 103 to 1515 and encodes 470 amino acids. Lineage: Eukaryota; Viridiplantae; Streptophyta; Magnoliopsida; Fabales; Fabaceae. Gene Ontology annotation, biological process: protein ubiquitination.